Molecule: messenger RNA, 8049 nt
Organism: Phycodurus eques (leafy seadragon)
Lineage: Eukaryota; Metazoa; Chordata; Actinopteri; Syngnathiformes; Syngnathidae
Gene: syne3
Product: spectrin repeat containing, nuclear envelope family member 3
Exons: 16
Coding region: 412-3219 (935 amino acids)
Biological process (GO): nuclear migration
Cellular component (GO): cytoplasm; nuclear outer membrane; meiotic nuclear membrane microtubule tethering complex
Molecular function (GO): actin filament binding
Source: RefSeq, a predicted model, not a curated record
AGGGUGUCCAGGAGAGGCUGAGAGAGAACGAUAACACCCAAGGGCCCUGGAAUGCGCUUGAAGCCCGACUCAGAGAGACUGAGGGAAUCUGAUAAACAUCCAUCCAUCCAUCCAUCCAUCUUCUACCGCUUAUCCGAGGUCGGGUCGCGGGGGCAGUAGCCUUAGCAGGGACGCCCAGACUUCCCUUUCCCCAGCCACUUCAUCCAUCUCUUCCGGGGGGAUCCCGAGGCGUUCCCAGGCCAGCCGAAGGACGUAGUCUCUCCAGCGUGUCCUGGGUCGUCCCCGGGGUCUCCUCCCAGUGGGACGUGCCCGGAACACCUCACCGGAGAGGCGUCCGGGAGGCAUCCGAAUCAGACCCACAGCUCGUGACCAUAGAAAAUCCAUCAAUCAGAGCAUGAUGGUCGUGUGAAGAUGGACAUGGCACUGGUAGCAGCUGAUCGUCUUCUGGAGAUUGGCGAUGAAAAACUGAGGAACCACACACAGGCUAAGCUCAAAAACCUGAAAAGCUGUUGGGAGGAAACUUGUACCUACAUCAUUCACUGCCACAGUCGGAUUGAGUGGGUGUGGCUCCACUGGAGUGAGUAUUUGAAGGCCCACCAGGAGUUUGUAUCGUGGCUAACGAGGCAGCAGCGUGACCUGGACAUUGGUGUGGAGUUGCAACUGGGACUGAAGGAAAAGCUGUGGCAAGUGGACCAACAGAGAGUGGUGGUGAGUGAUGUCCAUGGCCAAGCGACUUUACUGGAAAGGCUGCUGGACGAAGCUGCUGUGCUGCACAACAGAACCCAAGACCCUAGUGUGGAGUCCGAGGCACAGCAGAGACUGCAGGAGGCCUACACUGACAUCAGGGACAAGGUUGAGGAGCGUCUGUCACUGCUUCAGGAGAUAGCUGAGGAGCACCAGACAUACCAAAGUAGUGUUCAGAGGUUUCAGUCAUGGCUGCUGUCAAAAACCAAGGAGCUGACAGAUCUUAUGGAGAAGGAGGAUACAACAGAGAACAAACUCCGAGCCUUACAGACCCUUGAUGACAUUGUCGCCAGUGAGGAAAAAACUUUGCAAUAUAUAGAGGGUGUAGCUGAAGCUGUCAGAGCGAAGACCUCUCCUGCUGGAGCAGAGGUGGUAGUAGACGAGGCUGAAGAGCUCAGACUUGGUUGGCAGAGACUAAGGCAAGGCCUGUGUGAGGUUGAGGAGGGCCUACACGCCACCCUGUACGCACACAGCGAGUACAUGGCAAGAUGUCAGCGACUGGAGGAGGGUAUAGGAUGCCUCAGAUUACGACUCCAGGUGCUGAACCAGGAACUAGCGGAGGAUCGUGAUGUUGGGGAUGGCGCUGAUUACAUUGAAGAGCAGAUGGUGGGCCAGUGGAGAAAAUACAUGGGCGUAAGAAAGGCUCUGGUGGAAGAGGAGACCAAAGUGGACCACCUUAAAUUGCAGCUCAAGGAUCUGUGCAGGUUCUCGGAGGACUCUCGCCACAUUUCUGACGAUGUCAUUGGUAUUGUCAAAGAAUACCAGAGUGUGAAAUGCAAAGCAGCAAAAUUGUGCUCAGAGUCCGAGUCUGGCGUGAGAAACUCGCUCCAGGACCCAUUGCUAUUCUUUGCAAAAUGGAGGCUUAUGGUCUCUCAGGUUUUGGAGGCUUCUGCCGAGGUCACAGACUUCUCCAGCAUAUUCAUGUCGGUCCAGAGUAUUGAGCGGCUUUUGAAGGACAGUAUCCAGCUGCAGGACCGUUUGAAUCAGCUGAAGACAAGGGGGGACUUGCUCGACUCCGUGUUUGGUCCUGAAAGGUCUGAAGCUCUGCAGGCUGAGCUGAGUACUGCUACAACGAACAGAGAACUGCUGCAUGAUCAGCUUAUUCAGAGAAAGGGAAGACUACAGGCAAUGCUGCACGAGAGUCAGGAGAGUAUUGAUGAUCAUGCAAAUUUCCAUGACAGUCUCCUAAACAUAGAGAAAUGGUUGAUUAUCAUGAAGCAGAAGCUGGAGUCCUUCAAGCGCCCUACAGGAGAGUGGAGCGUUGAAAGUCGUGAACAUGAGGCCCAGAGAGCACUUGGAGAGUUUCCGGAGAAGGAGCUGCAGCUACAACAAAUGGAGGUGCAAAGUCAGAGGGUUUUAAAAAGGACUUCGGAGGAAGGAAGAGCCCACAUUGUUGGAGAUAUGAAGCGUCUUCAAGAUUCAUGGUUGGCGUUGUAUAGCAUGAGUCUCAAUAUUCACAGGCUUCUGAAUGGCGCCACAGACAAGAGCCAGACAGCCCUGACAGAGAUCAGUAUCGGGGACGUGGUUGAUGGAUGCGCUGUUCAUACUGAAGGCCACCUCAUACUGCCUGGGAUACAAGAUGAAUGUUUCACACGAUCAGGAAAAGGCAUGGGUGGCAACCAUCCCCAUGCUGUAGAUGUAAAUGAUUUGUCUGCUUGUACCAUUCUCAGUAGAACAGGUCAGCCUCUUGCCAAAGACUCUCCAGUGGAUACAAAUCUUAACACUGAAAUAGCAAGAGGGGAAGACAGUCGUUCCUUGAAGACAGCUACCAGAGGAUCAGUUUUGGUUAUCAGUGGUGGUGAGAGAACAAUGAGCCCAGAAGAUGGAGGUAUGAGGAUGGAGGAGAGCCUGAUCCAAGGCAGAGGAGCUUUCAGUCCUUUCAAACAUGAUCCAGCCAAGCAGCAAGCCAGCACAUCAACGCAAGGCACAAUGAUGGGGUCCAGGAGGAGAGAAUUUGAGGCAUGGUUGUGCAGAGAGGACGAACUCCUCUCAGAGAUCGUUCGCACUAAAAGAGCUGGACUCAAACGAAAAGAACUCAAGAUGCAACAGGACACACUAAGCGCCUUGAGGUCAGCGGUAACCUGGGGUCAAGAGAAGUUCCAACUUUUGCUUCAGGAGAGUGGAGUUGGUAAGAGUGGUCUAGCAGCGGACCCGAGUCUCGAAGAACUGCGUUACCGCUGGAUGCUCUACAAGUCCAAGCUAAAGGAUGUAGGUGUCCUCCGAACCAGGGUUAGUUCUAAGAAAAUCACUGUCAAACGAGGGGAACCUGCCACUGGAGCAACAGCGUAUAAGAGAACAGGGUUGCUGCAGCGGGUGUGUCGACUGGCUCUUCCUCUCUGGCUCUUCUUCCUGGCUUUACUGCUGCUGGCCUUUCUCCUGCCCCUCAUGGACGAAGGCAACAGCUGCUCCAUCUCCAACAACUUUGCCCGAUCUUUCAGCGUUAUGCUGCGCUACUCUGGACCACCACCUACAUAGCCGCAGUUGAUCUCAUUUUCCACAGCAAGUUCUUGUCACAAACUACAUGUCUACCUUUUACUGUAUCUAAAGAAGAAGAGACAACUGACUCACAAGUUCUCACAGCCAUCAUCAGGUUUGCAAUUGCCAACUCCAUGAUUUUCAUGACAUUUUGACAUUUUGUUGCGAUACAUUGUCUCACUAUGGGCCAUGUUCUCCCAUGUGUUUAUGAGGGAAAAGGUGCGUAGCUGUAAAGGCACUCAAGGUAACGUUGCAAAUUGAUUAAAAUAAUUUAGGGCAGGGCCCCCAAUUACCGUGGCCGCACACAUAGACGAAAAAAAAAAUAUAUUGUAUUGAGUUAAUCAAAGAUGCAGUGAGACAGCUAAUAUUGCAUUUUAGCUGUGAUAUUUACUGGCAGCAAAUAUUAGUGCUAGCCGACUUUUUUCGCUGUUUUUUUUUUUAUAUAAACGAUGCUCACUUACAGUAGAACGACCAGGAGUGAUUCUGUUUCAAACAUGGUGGCGGCCCGCAUUAAAAGACCAGCCAUCGGAGUUUUGUUUGUUUGUUUGUUUUUUAAAAAGCGAGAGAUUACCCCAAGAUGUGACCGGCUCGUUGAAGAGAAACAAGUGCAGAGCUUUCAGUAAUUACAACUAGGGAGGCCCCGAUCUGAUCACGUGAUUUUCAGCUGAUCGAGAUCAAGGUGAAAAAGAUCACAUUUAUCCAUUUACAGUUACAUAGUGACAACAUAAUACAAAGGUACAAAGAUCUUGCCAAAUGGAGCAGUAAUAUCUUUGUUUUAGAUUACACAAUGUAACUUUUAGGUAUGUUUUAGUAAUGCUAUAGAAUUACUAACAAGAGACAUGCGCUGUGUGUGUGUGUGUGUGUGUGCAUGUGUGCGCGCGCACGCAUCCUUGCGUGCACGUCUGACGACCUUUGCAACAUAGCACGAGGUGGCUGGUCGUCAUAGCCUACAAUGUGGGUUAUGUAGGCUAUAAGGCUCCAGUUCUGGAUGCAGAAGCAGUACCAUACGGACCCACACCUGAGCCAAAAAAGAGGUUAUGAUUCAAGACAUCCAGGGGGGUUUGAUUUUAAGCGCCUCAACAUUACAAGCUUUACGGUACUGACAAACCGUACCGACCAAUGACAUGCGGGUUCAGCCACCCCCUUCAGCCAAUCAAAUCAGCUUCUCAGGCAGUAAUCACUGACUGCGCGCAGCCCAGACAGAGAUGAGGAGAAACGUAGCAGGGGAGAUAUGCCUGCGAAUAUUCUCAUUCAUUUAGGUCCGUUUAUUCUUAGGACGUUGAAUCGAUCAACUGGACUGUUCUGUUUGUCUGAGAAGACAUUUCGUCUCUCAUCCGAGCAGGCUUGAUCAGUUCAUGCAACCAGGCUUUCUUAGGAUGUACUAGCCAGUGUUUUGUGUGGAAAACUCAAGCAUAAAUGGUUGUUUCUUCUUCACACCCUAUCUUUAAAGGAGAGCUCACACACCCAGCAGAGGAAACUCUUUUUGGCCGCUUGUAUCCGUCAUCUUGGUGUUUCGGUCACGACCCGCAGCUCGUGACCAUAGGUGAGGGUAGGAACGUAGUUUGAUUGGUAAAUUGAGAGCUUCACCUUUUGGCUCAGCUCCAUCUUCAACACGACAAACCGAUACGGAAUCCACAUGAUUGUUGAUGCUGCACCUAUCUACCUGUCGAUCCCCUUUUCCAUUCUUCCCUCACUUUUGAACAAGACCACAAGAUACUUGCACUUGAUACUGGAGGCAGGACCUCCAUCUUUUUCCGACUGAGGACAACGGCCUCAGAUUUGGAGGUGCUCGUUUUUCAUCCCAGCCGCUUUAUAAUCAGCUUCGAACCGCUCCAGCUACAGCUGAAGUUCAUGACUUGAUGAAGCCCUCAUAACCACAUCACCUGCAAAAAGUAGGCGCGUAAUGCGGGUGUCACCAAAGCGGACCCCUCAACACCUCGGCUGCGCCAAGAAAUUCUGUCCAUAAAGGUAAUGAACCGAAUCGGUGACAAAGGGCAACCUGGGCGAUAUUCAACUCUCACUGGGAACUGCCAGCAAUGCGGACCAAAUUCUGACACUGGUCAUUCAGAGACCGAAGUGCCUGUAUCAGGGGUUCCGGUACCCCAUACUCCCGGAGCACUCCACACAGGCCUUCCCGAGGGACACGGUCGAACGCCUUCUCCAAAUCCACAAAAUACCUGAAGACUGGUUGGGCGAACUCCCAUGCACCCUCCAGGACCCUGCUGAGGGUGUGGAGUUGGUCCACUGUUCCAGGGCCAGGAUGAAAACCACACUGCUCCUCCUGAAUCUAAGAUUCAACUUCAUGACAGGCCCUCUUCUCCAGAACCCCUGAAUAAACCUUACCAAGGAGGCUGAGGAGUGUGUUCCCCCUGUAGUUGAAACACACUCUAAAGUCCCCCUUCUUUAUCAGGGGGACCACCACCCCAUUCUGCCAGUCCAAAGGUACUGUCCCCGAUGUGCACGUGAUGUUCCAGAGGUGUGUCAGCCAAGGAAGCCCCACAACAUCCAGAGCCUUUAGGAACUCCGGGCGGCUCUCAUCCACCCCAGAAUUUCCUCAAAGGUGUCUAGACGUCAUUCUCCAUGGCCUCAUCAAACUUCAGGUGAGGGAGAUCACCUUAAAGCUGUGUGACAGAGGACAGUGACAGUCAGGGAGAGGGCGAGGGAGAGUGUGGCGGAUUUCCGUGUCAGUGCAGCACAAGUCUGCAUAAAAUGAGGCACAGGUUUUAUUUCUAUAAAGUGUAUUUAAUAUUGUAACUGUAACAUUAGGCACAGUUGGAAGAUUAACACUGUGGUUAAAUAUAGAAAAUCAAAAACUGUACUGAGAAAUUCAAUUAAGAUCUAUGGCACAUAAUUAAAUAAAUAGAAAUUACACCUAAAUGUUUGCAAAUUCAAUUCAUUAACAGUAUGUGUACAAUAUGUGUAAAAAUAAUGUAACAAAUCAAUUUCAAGGGCAAUUGUGAAUAUGAAAUAGUAUUUUCAAGUGAUUAUUCAUUAAUAUGGUUUAUGAUGUGGGUCCUGAUAAGUUUGACACCCCUGAACUCAAUUGAGCCUGUCCCAUACCACACUCUGAGAACCACUCCUCGAGCCUGUUGCUUUAAACAUAAUUGUCCUCCGCAUGUGACCCUCAAGUACACCCGAUUGAUGCAGUAAAACUCGUGGGGGGAAAUUCGUUUGGGGGCACAAACAAAAAUAUUUGUCCCCCCCACCUUUCACAUCAAAGUUACGCCACUGAAUCAGGCACACAAACCCUUUUUAGUGACGGACCUCAAAAUAUGCUUUCAGUCAUAAGCACAAUAUUCUUAUUCAAUUACUUAUUAUGAAUUUAUUCCAAACAGAAUUAAAAAAAAAAAAAACAAGCAUGCUCCUCUUCGAAGUGUAAGUGCACUAAACUGCAUCCAUUAUUGGUUUGCUGUUUAUUUUUUUCAUUUAAAAGUGUGCUUCAAUCUUUUCUACUCAUUUCAGUGAUUCAGGAAAUGUUCAUGUUCCAGGAUUUGGAGGCAGCCUGCGCUGUCAAUGAAUCACACCUCUUUUCUGCUUCUGCGUUCAUUCACAGCCUACGUGCGGUGAGUGUUUCGGAAGUCUCCAUGGGAGAAUAAAUAAAGGUUUUGCGCGAAUGGGAGAAUAUGGCCCUGUAUUGUCAGGUGCCUCAUAAGGCAGCACUUUCAAGCGAAGAGAUCCAAAAUCACGUUUCAAAUGAACAUUUUAAAAUGGUAUUUACACACUUAUGUCAGCCAAAUAGCGAGCCAACAAUACAUGGUUGUUUAACAUAUAUUGCGUAUAACGGUGUACUGUUUAUUCCUCAUUCUCAUAUCUCAUUCGGAUUUUUCCAAGUGAUGUUUUUUUUUAUUCCCGGCACAAAGCUUUCACCUUGAAAAGGACUUGAGGAACUAGACUAAAUGUUAAAAUGCCCAUAUCUUAUUCUAUCAAUUUCUACUCUGUACAUUACAGGCAUUUAAAUGUGUGCUCACUCUGGACUGCAGCAAAGGAAAUAGUUAUGCAGAACGUUAUUGUUGACUUAUAGCUAUGCAGAUGACACACAGUUGUAUCAAGGAGUGUCCCCAGAAGACUGGAGUUCAAUUGAGGUGUCACUAAAACAAAUAACUAGAUUAACCAAAAAUUCCUUCAAUUAAACCACAACAAAACUGCAGUAAUUUUUUUGUCGGCAGUAAAAGCCAAAGACCAUGUCCUAAACCUUGAAGUGCUGAUAGAUUCUGAUGGGACUUUCAGCAAUCAUAUCAAAUGAUUCACUAAGAGUCUUUUCACUGUUUCCCAGUCACCGAAAGAAAAUACUUUUAAAGUUCUGCUACUAAAAAUCUGUAAAUCACUAAAUGGUUUAGGUCUUGAAUACAUGAAAGAAAUGCUCAUGGAAUAUAAACCCAAUAGGGUUCUGAGAGCUGCAGACUCAGGUCAAAUAGUGGGGCACAGAGUCCAAAGUGAACAUGGUGAAGCAGCAUUUAGCUGUUAUGCCGCACACAAAUGGAAUAAGAUGCCAAUAGAAGUAAUGUUUGUUCAUUUGCUUUUAAGUCCAGGUUCAAAAGUAUUUUUUUUCCCCUCAUGCUCACUUAUUAAGGUCUUUUAAAACAUUUUGAAAUCAUUUUUGAAAUCUUUUACUUGCACUGUAUGUUCCUUUCAUAAUUUUAGUAAGGUAUGUUUUAUUUCUGUCAUUUUUCAAAUGCCUUUUGCUCCUUGUUUUUAAAGGCUUUAAAUGUUGUACUUUUAAUCAUGUAAAGCAUAUUGAGUUACCUUGUGCAUGAUAACAUGUACUCUAUAAAUAAAACUGCCUUGCCUAGUGCUUUCAUGAAAUGAAAAAUAAAGUUCAACGAUUGAAAA